AUGUCGGAAGCUAGAUAUAAGCCGAAAGUUCUCAUCGUCGGCGCCGGCCUCGGUGGCCUCACCCUCGCCCAGAUAUUCCGGAAGAAUGGAAUACCAUUUGAGAUCUUCGAGCGGGACGAGAACGAAGUUGCCAGAGCCCAGGGCUGGUCCCUGACGAUGCACACUAUUUUGGACGAUCUGUUCAAGGCUUUCCCAGAUGAUAUGCCCAACCUAAGGGACGCCACUCAUCAUCUUAAUCCUCUUGACUUAGAAACUCAAGUCGUUUUCUAUUUCCAUAAUGACCGUCUUGGCACGGAAAACUCUCCUUCUACUCCUACCUUGCGUGUUAACCGUCUGCAACUCCGGCAGUGGCUAGCAACCGGUGUCAACGUCCAGUAUGGCAGGGUUGCAAAAAAGAUUGAAAGGGUAGGAGAUAAAAUGGUGGUCUCUUUUAUUAACGGCACCACCGCCAUGGGUGACAUCCUGAUCGGUGCCGACGGUGCAAACAGCAUUGUAAGGGAGCAUGUAUUAGGGAAGCCUAAUAGCGAGGUGUUGAGGAAUGUCCCGCUCAGCUCCAUAACUGGAGAGACCACUCUUACCGGUGAACUAUUCGCACGUCAGCUAGAGAUCGCACAUAGCAUGGCCAUUAUACCAGUCACCAGCGGUGACGGCUGGAACAAUCUAUUCAUGGGUCUCACCAAGAUAUCGCCAGAUGGCAAAUCAGGAGAAUUCUUCUGGGUUAUCGGGUGGCACGAUCCUCUCGCUGAGCAAACUGGCCGCGCGGCAGUCAACAGUCUUUCCAAGGCGGAACGUCUCGAACUUGCCAAGAAGAUGACCGCGCACAUGGAUCCCAAAUUCAGACGCAUCAUUUAUGAGACAGCCCCAGAAGGCGUUCGGGAGAUUGGAUGGGUUCCAACGGACUGUCAUCUUGACGAGAUACCGCUUGGAAGGGCGAUUCUGCUCGGCGAUGCUGUGCACUUGAUGCUGCCGUUCAAGGCCGAAGGAGGUAUACAUGCAAUGCGCGAUGCACUCCUCUUAGGCAAGCUAAUAACCGAGCUCGAUGCGUCGGAUGACGCUGCCAUCCACCGUCUACUCACUACAUUCUAUGGGGAAGUACUACCUCGAGGGGCUGAAGCUGUUGAGCUCUCUAGAUACUUCCAGCACAACUUUAGGAAAGAUAAGACUGGUGUUAGAGCUUGGGGACAUCCGGUCAAAAGCCUACCGGAUGAGAGACUGGAAAUUGGACCUGAAGGGGUCCGUAGCAUAUCGAAAGGCAUCUGCAAGCUAAGCCUAGUCCCAAGCAUAUAG
Molecule: messenger RNA, 1287 nt
Organism: Daldinia childiae
Lineage: Eukaryota; Fungi; Ascomycota; Sordariomycetes; Xylariales; Hypoxylaceae
Product: putative fad binding domain protein
Exons: 3
Coding region: 1-1287 (428 amino acids)
Molecular function (GO): FAD binding
Source: RefSeq, a predicted model, not a curated record